Messenger RNA from Syzygium oleosum, 1251 nucleotides. Its product is annotated as probable pectinesterase 55. NCBI's taxonomy places the organism in Eukaryota, Viridiplantae, Streptophyta, Magnoliopsida, Myrtales, Myrtaceae. The coding region runs from base 42 to 1088 and encodes 348 amino acids. Gene Ontology annotation, biological process: cell wall modification. Gene Ontology annotation, molecular function: pectinesterase activity. The record is from RefSeq and is a predicted model, not a curated record. The transcript has 5 exons.
UAAGUCUGUCUUUUUCCUCUUCUCGCUCCAACUGUACGCUCAUGGCUUCUUCAAGAUUGGUCGAAUUGUUUCUCCUGUGGAACCUGUGCGGUUGGAUUAUUCUUAUUCUGCAUGCAAACUUCACGGAGGGACUAGCCGAUGAUAGUGAUUGGCUCCGACGGAUUAGCGGGAACGUGGCGCCUUACCGGACAAUCUUUGUCGACCCAUCGGGGCGGCUCGGCAACUUCACCACCAUACAGUCUGCCAUCGAUUCCGUUCCCUCGAAUAAUAGUAACUGGGUUUGCAUCUAUAUCAAGAAAGGGAUUUACAGGGAGAAGGUGAAAAUACCGGAGGACAAGCCAUACAUCAUCCUCAAAGGACAAGCAAAGAAGACAACCGAGGUCGUGUGGGACGACCACGAGAACAUUGUGCAGAGCCCGACUUUCACAUCUCUGGCCAAUAACAUCAUCGCUAAAAGCAUAAGUUUCAGGAAUUCUUAUAACAAUCCGGUUAAUAAGAAAAUUCCUAGGGUUCCAGCAGUCGCGGCUAGGGUUUCAGGGGACAAGAAUGUGUUCCACAGGUGUGGUUUCUAUGGUUUGCAAGAUACGUUGUGGGACGACCAAGGACGACAUUAUUUCAAGCGCUGCACUGUCCAAGGCGCCGUCGAUUUUAUCUUCGGUGGUGGGCAGUCCAUUUACGAGAAUUGUGCAAUAUCAGUGCUUGGAGGAGCCCUAGGGACUGGAGUGACGGGAUUCAUCACAGCGCAAGGAAGGAGCAACCCAGACGAUGCAAGCGGGUUCGUGUUCAAGGAGUGCAAUGUGUUUGGCUCCGGCUCGGCCUUGUUGGGAAGGGCGUGGAGAGCCUACGCAAGAGUCGUCUUCUAUCACUCCAAUUUCACCGACGUCGUGAAUCCUCGAGGCUGGGACGCAUGGAAUUUUGCCGGACAAGAGUCCCAAUUGAGCUUUUCAGAAUACGGGUGCUACGGACCCGGGUCGGAUACUUCUCUCCGGGUGAGUUGGGAGAAGAAGCUGAACGCGGCGACGAUCAACCAGUUGACCGGCACGAGUUUCGUCGACUCCGAAGGAUGGCUAAGCAGUCAGCCCUUCUGAUACACUGCAUGGAUUUGGAUUACCUUCUGUUAUUCCCUUUUCCAUCACGGAAAUGAGUGAAUUAGUUGAUUGGAUUAUUGGCAUGUAACUAGGAAUAGGUGGUUCAGAAGUUGGUGUAGUUAUGUCCAUCUUUUUGCUGAUGUAAAUUGUCAUUCAUCACAUU